AUGGCGCGUGUUCCCUUUAUCGGGCGACUGUUUUGGUUCGAAUAUUUGGCGCUUUUCGCAUCGUUAUUACUGGUUCUCUUCGAGACGGUCAUUCACUUGAUCACAUUUUGCCUUCGUGAGUCCACAUCAACUCGUCUCCCGAUUCCUCCCCAGACUACGAAUACUGACAAAAAGGAACUACUAGCACUGCCCAUCAUCCACUUUUGCUAUGAACAGUCAAAGUCUCUCUUCAACAGAUUUGUAUCUACGGAGCCACGAGGCAAACAGACCCAGGAAGAGAGACUUGCGGCCGCGAUAGCUGACGCGUCCGAUUUCACAGAGAUCUGCUCUCUCUUCGGGUAUGAAGCGGAAGAGCAUAUUGUUCAGACCGGCGAUGGAUAUCUCCUUGGACUCCACCGAUUGGCCUACAAAAAGGGCGAGGAGAACACAAAAGUCAACCAAGGAGCAGGAGGUAUCAGCAAAAAGGUCGUUUAUCUUCACCACGGCCUGCUCAUGUGCAGUGAAGUGUGGGUCGCCCUCACAGAUGAACAGAGAUGUCUGCCGUUCCGGCUCGUCGAGCAGGGGUACGACGUCUGGCUGGGGAACAAUCGCGGCAACAAGUAUGCCAAGAAAUGCGUUCGAUUCUCGCCGGGGUCGAAUGAGUUCUGGGAUUUCUCGAUCGAUCAAUUCGCCUUUCACGAUAUUCCCGACAGCAUUGAGUACAUUCUCGGUGUGACCGGCCAGCCGUCAUUGUCUUAUAUUGGAUUCUCACAGGGCACAGCGCAAGCCUUUGCGACUUUAUCGAUCCAUCCAUUGCUGAAUCAGAAAGUCGACGUCUUCGUGGCGCUGGCACCCGCCAUGGCUCCCUCGGGCUUGCGCAAUCGUAUCGUCGACUCACUGAUGAAAGCGUCGCCCGACUUCCUGUUCCUCCUCUUCGGUCGACGCAGUAUACUCUCAUCCACGACCAUGUGGCAAACGAUCCUCUAUCCACCUAUCUACGUUCGGAUCAUCGACAUGGCUCUUCGGGCCUUGUUCAACUGGAAAUGUCGCAAUAUCUCCCGAACGCAGAAGCUCGCCGCAUAUCUGCAUCUGUACUCAUUCACCAGCACCAAGUCCGUCGUGCACUGGUUCCAAAUCAUCCGCAACAAAAACUUCCAAUUCUUCGACGACGAGACUCACGCCCCAUUCAGCGUCGUGGCCAGCGAACGCUUCUACAAGCCCGUGAAAUACCCAACCCGAAACAUCAAGACCCCCAUCGUCCUUCUGUACGGAGACAGCGACAGCCUCGUCGACAUCAACGUCAUGCUCCAGGGUCUUCCCCGCGAAACAGUCGCCAAGGCCAUCCCCGAAUACGAACAUCUAGAUUUCCUCUGGGCGUCGGACGUGGAUCGGCAGGUCUUCGGCCACGUCUUUGAGGCCCUCGAGAAAUAUAGUCAAGGCGCUAUCGAUCCAAGUGAGCCGGCUCUCCUUGAGACGCGGCAAGAUGGUCGCUUUGCCAUUGAAUCUCGAGGCUCGAAUACUUCUGCGCCUCGACUGCGCUCAAAGGAGACGUUGUUCACUGGCGCCUUGUGA
Molecule: messenger RNA, 1551 nt
Organism: Penicillium diatomitis
Lineage: Eukaryota; Fungi; Ascomycota; Eurotiomycetes; Eurotiales; Aspergillaceae
Product: sterol esterase
Exons: 2
Coding region: 1-1551 (516 amino acids)
Biological process (GO): lipid metabolic process
Source: RefSeq, a predicted model, not a curated record